Molecule: messenger RNA, 3617 nt
Organism: Drosophila elegans
Lineage: Eukaryota; Metazoa; Arthropoda; Insecta; Diptera; Drosophilidae
Exons: 1
Coding region: 3480-3608 (42 amino acids)
Source: RefSeq, a predicted model, not a curated record
UUUUUUGACCCAUUUCAAAGGUAACGAAUGUAAAUUUAUUGUCCGUCUAUCAGUUAGGGAAACAACAACCAAUUUCAGCCCUUCCCUGUCACUCACUCUUACCUUUAAUAACACAAUUUUUCGGGGCUAAUUGAUACGCCUGACGGCAUCGCGUGACCAAAACUGAACGCUAAACGACAAAGAUAAACACAAGGAGAAAUAAAAGCGGCAGAAAAAGAAAACAACGGACAACGAACAACGAACAACCGACAACCAAAAGCCGGCACGAAAACGAAAACCAAAAAUCAAAUCGCAGGGCGCCAACAGAAACUUCCACGCGACGGCGUUCAAGUUCAUUGCCAUUUAGGCCAAAAUUGGCGCACGCGGAACUUGUCUUUAGCCCCCCGCUCCCCAAAAAAAAACAAGUACAAAAAGCACGAAGGAAACCAAAAUACAAAAAUACGGGCCACAGAAAACGAAAAGCAAAACAAUUCGACUACAAAGUUAAAGAAAAUACACACGGCUAUUUUUGGGAACGCACGUAGCAUUUGGCAGCCGCAGAAAUUGUUGGUGAAAACUGAGGCAUUAAAUUGCACUCGAUCGAUGGACGGAUUGUGCACACGGAUCGAGCAGGGCACUUCCCGGCACGUUUCCCCUUUUUUUCUGCACUUGAUAAAUGCCAAAGGCAUUUAACGCAUUUGGUUGCAAUUAAUUUUUGCUUUGGGGAGUGUGAAAAAUUUUGGUUGCUUGCCAACCGCAACAUUUUGAUCGCCUUCGGAAAAUGAGAAUCUUUCAAAAUCAGCUAAAAUCAUCAACAAUCUUGCAUUCCAUUAUCAAGUGGUUGCAAAUGAGAUUUCGCGCCGACAGCAUGGCGAACUCAUUGCACUCGUAAAACGCAAAACAAGGAAAAUGCACUCAAAAUGCAGUUGAAAUUGCAUUUAACACAUUUUCCCGAACCCAUUUGCUCGGGGCAGCGGGUGUGAGGGAUGUAACUUUUGAUUUAUUUGCAUGACAAACGGGUUAAUUACAGCAUGUUGCGGUAGCAACACCAACUGCACGGCAGCAGCACUGCAACACAGCAACACAGCAGGCUAACAAAAACAGGAUUUUUUCUUGGCUUACAGGCACAAUUGUUGCAUGCCCGAUGAUGCAACAACGAGCUGGAAUAUUGUGGGCGUUUGGAAAUGGCGCCAAUGCUCCCUCCGAAAUAUAUAUAUUUAUGUGCUAAAAAGUUUGGGCAAUUGACAAGCUUGUCCCUGGCUGGUAAACGAAGUUUUUUGGAGCCCGAGCCCCAAUACCCACUUGGCACCAGGAGGUGCAACGUCAUUUAUUACACUCACACUACUCACAGACGGCCAGAGUUUCUUUGUUAUUUGAUUGAGCUUGAGGCUGGCAUUGAGGGUCCAUAAUGGAAUUUUUAUUUAUUAAAUGCGAGUCUCUGUCCAUCGCCUGUGCGCCGUUGUGUAAUUUAUCACAGCCUGGCCAGCCAGAAAGGAAUUUUCUGCGGGAUUUAAUGCCAUGACAAUGGGUGAGAAGCGGUGGAAAAAGCAGUGACGGCGGCCGCGGGGGUUUUUGUGUGGAGUGUGGCAAUGCAUAACGCAUUAACAAACGGCUUUCAGCUGCAUAUUGGCUUUUGUGAUUAACGCUCGCACAUGCAGAGCGGCGAGCGCAUAAAACACUGAUACCCUUGUUGCUGAAACGGGCUAUCGAUGGCUGUGAUUUAACCCAUGUUUUUUACCUAAAAAUAAUAAUACAAAUUAAAAAAAACUAUGUAUGUAUAUCUUGUUAAAUAUUGUUAAACCAAUCCUAAAAUUAUUUUAAAAAUAAUAUAGAUAUUUUUUUUGCAAUCCAUAAAUGGUCGGGCGCCAUAGUAAUGUUGCUGCUGAUUAAAAAACUCGUUUGUUAUUGGGUUAACUGUGAGCCCUUUUUUCAAUAUUAUAACGACUGUUAAAUGCCACAAAUUGUUUAAUGCGUCGGCUUGCACUACCUCUCCUCCCAUCCAAGCUCACGAUGGUUCUGCAGCGUGCAACCACCGAGCGAUUUAUGCAAAUGCAACCAAUGCACUUAGCGCCGUUAAAUAAACAAAAGCAUUAUCAGCACCAGCACCAGCACCAGCUUCAGCAGCAGCAGCAGGCAGACACAGAAUGCAGAAUGCAGAAAUGCAAGACAAUGCAUUAAAUUCCCUUUGCUGUGAUGUGCGGGGAGUGAAGCCGCAGCACAGCAGCAACAGCAACAGCAACAGCAACAGCAGCAACACACAUCAAAAAUUCACUAUGGAACUUAUCUAAAUGCACUAAAUUACACAUUAAGCGAGUAUGCGAGUAACUUAAAUCAAGACCUGCACACACAGUCGCAAUCUAAGCGCAUAAACAACAAGAACAAGCCCCGCAAAAUGCAAAUUUGCAUUCAAGAGGGCAAGGAGGGUGAGCAAAUUGAGUUGGCAUGGUCAGGGACUAGAGAUUGCGGACUCAUAUAGACUUACUUGCCCUAGCUGCUUAAUUUGCGUGCGAGCUUAUAGUGUUUUUUUUUUUGUUUUUCAUCCCACUAUGGCUGCUGUGUCUGUGCCUGUGCCUGCCCUCCAUCGAUUAUGUAAAUGCGAAAAUUUCCAUUAAAUGCAUUGAAUUCCAUUACGAACGCAUCAUGAUCAUCAUCAUCGUAGUCUUCAUUGUCGAAGUAGUGAAUGAGCGAACGCUGUAAGGCAGAAACACAGAGAUCUCAGCUCUGGGCGCCCAUUGUCUUGCGGUCUGGCGAAUUUAUAGCUCUACAACUGCGAGUCCGGCACAAUGAAGUCAUUUGCUGUGGAAUGUUCGGCGGUCGUCGAGGCAAGUGAAAAUGCCUGGCCCGAAUAUCGUAAAUCGUUUACUGGUGGCCGCUUGUCUGUUGUCCGUUGUCCGUUGUCUGUUUCUCUCGGAGGUAUUUUUAUUAGCCAAACACAAAUUGAGGCAACACGACACGACACACAAAACCGAAAGAAAAACACUUAACAUCAACACGAAAAGACUAAGCAAGCGCAACAAGGCUAAAAAACAUGGCUCAGAUCAGCUCAGGUUGGCCCAAGCGGACUCAGAGCGAGAAAAACCAACAGAAACUACUGUUUAAACAUCUCUGCAGUCGCGUUUGCCAUGGAUUUUUUUACCUGGUUCACCCUUUUCCAAUCUACCAUGUUGGCCAAUGACCAAACAGAAGCUUACGGCUAUUUGUUCCACCAGCUGGAGGUUUAUAAUUUGCGUACUGCAGUUUGGGGCCAUCAUAAUUUCGUUGCCAGUUGGCAGGAGGAUGUGUGAAAAUGUCUGUGUGCCGGCCUGCGGCAUUUGAAACUCAGUGCAGCAAAUGUGCAACCAAAUGGAUCUAUUGUUUGCCGGCUUUCACCACAAACGCCGCUUCACUUUUGUAUUUGGCAACGCAUUUCACACUUUGAGUGGUGAAAAUCUCUCUGACUCACAACUCAAAACUCACUGGCAACUGUAAGCGAAACGAAAAUCAUUGGAAAAGCCUGGAAAAUGCCGGAGGAUAAAGGAGAAUGUGUUGCUGACGAUUUCGACCGGCCCAGCAAGACCUUGGUUCUGUUGAUCUUCACCUUGGCCGUUUUCAUGAAGUUGGGCAUCAUUCUGGUGGAGAUUAUGGUGUGAGAUGGGAAU